Messenger RNA from Cheilinus undulatus (humphead wrasse), 2368 nucleotides. It is a transcript of the gene ndc80, whose product is annotated as NDC80 kinetochore complex component. Gene Ontology annotation, biological process: attachment of mitotic spindle microtubules to kinetochore. The record is from RefSeq and is a predicted model, not a curated record. The coding region runs from base 103 to 2028 and encodes 641 amino acids. Gene Ontology annotation, cellular component: Ndc80 complex. Lineage: Eukaryota; Metazoa; Chordata; Actinopteri; Labriformes; Labridae. The transcript is spliced from 18 exons.
GUAGACGCUACUCUGUUUUGUAUUAUUUUGGCGGGGUUCUCAGCUCCGUCCGUUCGGACGACUGAUUCAUUUUUAUAAACAGUAGCUCUCAAUCGAUGAAAUAUGGAGCGUGGAAGGAUGAGUCGGGCAACAGGCAGGCAGUCGGAGCUGCCGAUGCGAGUGCAAGACACCAACAGGACGAGCAUGGUGUACACAACACCGCAAAGUAAACAACCUUCAUUUGGAAAACUCAGCAUCCCCAAACCACAGUCUGUGAACUCCGAGAGGCGGACAAGCUUCUUUGGAGGCCGCAGGACCAGUGGAGCCAGCAUGCCUCGCAACAGCAUCAUGUCAGGGUUUGGAGGAACUGAGAAGAUCAAAGAUGCCAGACCUUUGCAUGAUAAAUCCUAUGUCCAGCAGUGUAUCAGACAGCUGCAUGAGUUCUUGACAGAGCAGGGUUACCCAGGCACCCUGGCAGCCAAGACCCUCCAGUCUCCAUCCACCAAGGAGUUUGUGAAGAUGUUUGAGUUCAUAUACCGCCAGCUGGACCAAACCUUUGAAAUGCCAAACUCAAAAGUAGAGGAAGAGGUUCCUGCCAUCCUUAAAGCCCUUAGGUAUCCUUUUGUUCUGUCCAAGUGUUCGAUGUAUUCUGUCGGAGCUCCACACACUUGGCCUCAAGCCCUUGGUGCUCUCAUGUGGCUAAUUGAUACUGUGAAGAUUAACUGGAGUUUGAGUCGUCAGGAGCUACUGUUCAGUGACUUUGGUGAAGACUGUGACAAUAUAGAAGAAGGAGCUGACUAUAACAAGCUCUUCCUGGACUACACAGCUGAGACCUACUCAAAGUUCAUGCAGGGCGAUGACAUCUUCCAUGAAGAGGACCAGGCUUUCCUCAAUAAACUAAAGAAACUUUACAACGUGGAUGAGGCCCUGCUGAUGUCCAUGGAGGAGAAACACAGAAUACUGAGUGAGGAGGUUGAAAAACUGGAGAAAGAGAGUCAGACGGAUCGACUGAUGACAAAGAGGAUGGAAAGGGUGAAGCUGCAGGCAGAUCUGAAGAAACUCCAGAGUUAUCUAAGCAGCCUGGAGUCAUUUCAAGCCAACUUGGAGAACAAAGCUUCAGAACUGAAAGAUGAACUGGAGACCACUGGCAGUCACCUGGAGUCUCUGAAACAUGAGCGAGAUGAACUGCAGCACCUCCUCGCAAACCAGAAGUUUACGCCAGCGGAUGUUGAGAGGAUCAACAGAGAGAAGAGGGAACUCCAACAAACCAUCACCAGUCUCAGCAAGUCCCUGGAAGAUGCUGAGCAGCACAAGUGGAAUGAGGAGAUUGCUCUGGCAAAAGUGAAUGAGAAGGCGGAGCUGAAGCUUGGAGAGUACCACAAGUUGGCCCGUAAACUGAAGCUGAUUCCGCAGUCUGCAGAGAACGCCUGUGGACAGGAUUUUGAGAUCAGACCGUUUGAAUGUGGACCCGGCAGCAUGGUUCAGCAUAAAACACAGAUACAGAUGCUCCUUGUAAAGCGUAUCAGUGAUGUGGAGGAGGAAAACAGUCGAUUAACCAACAUGAAACUCAGUCUGGAGGAGUCUAGUGAACAGAUGGAUUCCAACAUCAUGGACAAGUCCAAUGACCUGAAACAGAUCAGAGAGCAGAUUCGUAAGCUGGACGAGAGGUUGGAUUCUGAAAUGCAGGAGCUUGCCAGAGAGGAACAGGACUGGGCCCAAGAGAUGGAGUCGGUGGAGAACCAUCGUAAGCUUCUAGAGAAGAAGGUUACUUAUGGAUAUGAAGAGGCUGUGCAGCAACUGAAGACCGCACAACAACAGUACCACCUGGUUCUGCAGGAGACAAAUGAGGAGAGAAGAACAGUUGCCAACAACCUUACAUCUGUAUGUGACACCGCAGCAAACCACCUUUCAAUCACAGAGAAAUGUCUGGAGGAGCUGCACAGCAGAGUGCAGCGUGCCUGCUCCAAAGCUGUCGAGGAAGAUGAGGCUGCAAUACAGAAGUUGCGGGAAACCCUGAAAACCUUCACGCUGAAGGCGAACACCUUAUAAGCAGUGUAACCCAGACAUCCUGGCCAUCUAGACCCUCCUGUCUCCACCCACCAAGGAGUUUGUGAAGAUGUUUGUUCAUUUACUUCAUUUGUGUUUAACAGUUUUGGAAAUUUAUUACAUCUUUAUCAUUUUAGAUUAACAAAAGAAAUUGUCACAGUGAGUUUUUCUUUGUGUUUAAGUUAUUUUGAUUUUAAUCUAGUGUUUUUGUCUCACAGUUGUAUUGUAAAGACAAAUUGGUUCUGUAUGGAUGGAAGUUUUGACAUCUUUUAUGCAUGAUUUUCAAGUUUUUCUGUCAUGUGUCAUUCUGUAUCAAAAAUUUCACCUUUUAAUAAAAAGCAUU